AUGGCCUUGCAAAACGACGUUGACGAGGUGAUUGAGUUUCUUCUUUCGCCUUUCAAGGAAAUUACGAGCAAGGCGCUCGAGGCAUUUGACAGCGCCGACAACGAUGACGGGAAAAUUCGCACGACAGCAGAGGCCUUGUCGCGGGAGGGCCGGCGGGCGCUCAAUCGUCUGGAGCCGCUGUGCGAGAAGGUAUAUAGGCAGCAUGGCACGACUUUCACCAGCUCCAUCAAGUCAAAUGACUCUAUCAAUGCGCAUUUGAUGGAGCUUACAGACCUUCUCUGGGAUUUUGACGACUACCUUACCGUCGACACGUUUGAUGAGCAGAGAUACACGGAAUUGCUGCUUGCAUGCCGCAGCGCCGCUCCAAAGAUUCACAACGAAAUUGUCCGGACACACCUUGAGCUUCUCUCGAAACUUUCUGAUUCCAGCUCAUCACCCCACACGCUGCCCGAGUCGCCGACCACGGCUCACUUUGAUCCCGCGACACCCGUGUCCCCCACCUUUGCGGUAGAAAUCGAGGCCGAUGGGACCCUGUCCAUGUCCCCCGGAGGUCGCAUGGCAUUCGACCAGGCCAUGAUCGCCGGUGUCGUCCCUACCGGGUACCGCAUAUCCGUAGAUCCCAACGCAAAGACGGGUGUCGCGUCUCACAGCGCGGGCGGCGGCGGGGGCCGGGACAUCCUUUCGUGGCCGCUUCCCACGCGGCCAUUCUCUGGGGAGCUGUCGGAGGGCAGCCGUAGCUCGCAAAGCUGGCAGCCCGUGUCGGAUAAGCGAAGCGCACAGGAUGCGUUGGCGCUCGGCGUCACGGGCACUCAGCUCCCUCCGCCGCCAGCGAGAGCUCUUCCGCCUACGCCAUCAAUGCGACCGCCAUCCGAGAAGUGCAAGAUUGACGAGUUUAGCUCUUUCAACCGAUACAAGGGAUUUUGCUCGGGUGCCAAAGCCAUCAUCAAAGGGGAAAGUGGCGUGAAGCAGAAGCAGAGGCCUGUGCAUAGGACCUUGUCUCGUGUGGUCGCAAAAUGUACUGGUUGCUCAUCUGAGCUGGACAACGAGCACAUCGUAAAUGACCGGGCUAGUCGAGAAAGCGGCAGCAUGACGACAUGCGGCAUUCAUUACCGUCUUCGAUUUCUACAGAAAAGCCAUCUUGCCGUGAAGCGACGUGACGACCGAUUGUACGCCUGCAUGUUCUGCGUCAAAACUGGCUACACCUUGGAGGAGAACGACGCGACCGUCUUCUUCUCGGCUGUGGACCUCAUCACGCACAUUUCGCGCCACGACCGGCCGCUGCCUGUAAUUACGGGCAUCACAGUGGUGUACGGUGCCGACGUACCGUCGCGACUUGCGCACAACUACGACCUGCACUUUCGGGAGGCGGCAGCCGCGAACGACUCGGGCAACCGCCCAGCGACGGCAAUCAGAGCAGAGCGCAAGUCCAGCACCACAGACGGCGCGGGGCUGGUCGACGCCGAGACCAUCAGCAACCAGCCGACCGGAGUCGUGGUCAAGGAGGUCCGGCCGGACGAGACGCCGCGCGGGGCGGGCAGCGACAUGAUCGUGGGCCGCCACCGCACCGAGGAGCUGCAGGUGGCGGCGGGCGCAAAGCUCACGGGCAUCAAGUGGCCGCCGCAGUACAACGGGCGCAAGGUGUUUGCCUGGCACAACGGCAACUUUGCGUCGGUGGCGUCCGAGCUGGUGCAGCUCACAGUGCCGCCCGGCGGGCAGUCGCUCGCGCGCAGCGUCAGCAAGACUCCGAAAUAUCAGCUGGGAACAUCCGGAUCACUGGUGCUGGUGCGGCGAGAGCAGUCGCGGUGA
This is a messenger RNA of Akanthomyces muscarius, 1806 nucleotides long. RefSeq lists its product as uncharacterized. The record is from RefSeq and is a predicted model, not a curated record. Lineage: Eukaryota; Fungi; Ascomycota; Sordariomycetes; Hypocreales; Cordycipitaceae. The transcript has 5 exons. The coding region runs from base 1 to 1806 and encodes 601 amino acids.